GACGCUUGUAUAACCCUGCCAUGGCUGCUCACCACUACAAAGCUGUUUGUGCUAUCUUGUUUGCUGACACUAUGGACCUCUGUCAAUAUAUACAUACAAUCCAACAUGCAAAAGAGGUAAACCAGUUCUGCUUUACAGUCCAGUCCAGGUGAGGUGGGGGAGAAAGACGUACCAAUUUUAAAUGCUGUUGUCUGGACUUCAUUUAGAACAGGUUCAUUUUCCUGAUUCAAACUUCCUAGGCUUUGUGUAGUUUGGUCACAGCAACGUAAUAUGCUUAGUUUAAUGGUGAGACUUGGAAAUGAGUCCACGUUUCAUCUGCAUUGGAGUGUAUGCAGGUCCACGUACUGGUUGCCAUGUGCUCAUUGAAAUGUCCAAACCUCUUGUGCAUUGUUUUUUGCACUAGACUCUGCAGAAGUUGAUGUAUAAUCCAGACCGUGGUGUGGUUGCUCCGUUAACUGCUAACUGGGUCUACACGUGGAAACAUGUGAUUGAUGAGCUGAGGAGUGGGGUGUCGUUGCGAAAAACCAAGGCGCACCAAAAUACCAGCAGUCUUCUGCAGGUGGAUCUAUCCCCUCACGAGAAACUAAUGAAUGACAUUCAAUACAGGCAGUACACCCUCCGCAAGGUUCAGACGUUUAAUAAAUUACAGGAGCUGGCAAGCCCCCAUGACGUUAUUCUGAAUUAUGUUCGCUCUAACCCUCGUUUGAAGCCAGCCUCCAACAGAAAGCUAAAGAGUCUUCCCAAAGAGGAAGCAAGUCUGCACCAGCUGCUUAUGACAGAAAUCCAAUCAGCUGGGAAACUCCGCCCCCUAGCGUCUCGGAGGAGGGCUGCUUGCCAAGGCACAGUACAGCAGGAAAUCUGUUUAACAUUGAGACUCUGGUUUUUCAGACCCAGUUAGCUUUCAUUUUGAAUGACCUUAGCAAAGGAACCAUCAAGUGAUCUGUGAAAGCAGACCCAGGUUAUUUCAGGCAGUCUUGCAUGGCAUUGAUCUGUCCAUAUUUUGAAGGCUGAUUCUCAGUCUGCUGGUUUUAAUGAGAUGGUGUGAGUGGGCAUGCAUGUUACGCAUCUUUUUAAAAAUAGAUUAUCUGUCAGUGUAGAUGUUAAUACUGCAUCGCCCCCAAACUGCGUGGUCUCUACCUCCAUCUCCACUUCCAAAGACUCCCUCGCAGAUGACCCUUUCUACAUGUUGAGACCCAUUCCCAAACCAGAUCUCAAGGACUUCGAAUCGGAGGAAGACUGCAGGUCUUUUGAGAGCAGUGAUGUGAUGCACUCUGCUGAGCUACCAAGCAGCUGUACAGAGGUAAAGUUCUUUCCCAUGCUGUCAUCAUCCCCACAAGACUUGCAAAACGGCGUUUCAGACCAGAGACGCAGGUCCAAGUCAUUUGACAGUAGUUUUGGAUUAAAUAAAAAGGACUUCAAUGAUGAUUGCCAGCCUCCCACCAUUGCUGAUGUGAUGACGCUCCGGCAGGCAGAAUGUAGACAGUACUCUGGUUAUGGCAGCAGUAGAAAUAGGAGGAUGUGUUCUAAGUGCUGCAAGAAAAGUGUUCACUUCACCUGGCAUAAUGCCUGCACCUUCUGUAACCGGAUAGUGUGUCCGGAAUGUUGCAUGAAGAUGCUGCUCCCCUACAAAUGGUGCAUGCAUCUUCCAGUGAGCUUCUUCAAGAAACUUGUUCUAAUGAAAGAUGGGGAUCCAAUCUGCCAAACCCAGGAGAUGAGCACCUUCUGGCAGGAGAGAUGGGAUUGGGAUUGCUCCAGAAUUCCUCUGGUCCUCGAGUCCCAAAAACCAAGCAAGAUGGCCCCACAGCACCGAUCAGCCAUGCAGGGCUGGUACAGUAAUGAUAUCUGUGUCAGCUGCCAGGAGCACCUUGUGGAGGUCUGUGACUCCUCUUUCCUCUUCCUGGGUGCUGCCUCGACCAUAAAAACACAAGAACUCUGAACGCUUGAUCCCAUUGCAAUUUAAUAAUGUUACUAACUGGGAGCUUUUCCUCCACUUCGUUUCCGAAUGUAAAUCCAGUUUUGGAUCUCUCACUGCACACGGUUCCAAGUAUGUGCAGAGCACAUGUGUUUACACGUUAAAUCACGCUUCUGUUUUUUUGUAUAUUUUAACGUGAUGCACUUUUUUUGAGAAUGAAAUCACUUGCCAUUUAUAUUCACAUCAUGUCACUUAUUUUAAUGCUCUUAUUUGUACAUUAUGAAUUUCAAUGGAUUUAAUGCACUGUUUAAUUCUCAA
This is a messenger RNA of Polyodon spathula (Mississippi paddlefish), 2230 nucleotides long. RefSeq names its product protein spire homolog 1-like. The coding region runs from base 1052 to 1936 and encodes 294 amino acids. The transcript is spliced from 11 exons. The record is from RefSeq and is a predicted model, not a curated record. NCBI's taxonomy places the organism in Eukaryota, Metazoa, Chordata, Actinopteri, Acipenseriformes, Polyodontidae. Gene Ontology annotation, cellular component: cell cortex; cytoplasmic vesicle membrane. Gene Ontology annotation, biological process: actin filament network formation; actin nucleation; polar body extrusion after meiotic divisions. Gene Ontology annotation, molecular function: actin binding.